AUGUCGUCUUUCACAUAUAACAAACAGGCAACAUCGACGACCAAACAUAGCAGCAGACACAACAUUGUACCGUUUCUGCUGGCCAUCACGCUCCUGAUAUUCGUGUCUGACGUUCGAGCUGACGAAUGUCAUUUGACUCCCGUCAUUCACGUCCUACAAUAUCCCGGUUGCAUGCCGAAACCGAUUCCGUCGUUUGCCUGCACCGGCAAAUGCACCAGCUACGUCCAGGUUUCCGGAUCGAAACUGUGGCAAACGGAGCGUUCGUGCAUGUGUUGCCAAGAGUCAGGUGAGCGUGAAGCCACCGUCUCCCUGCUGUGUCCGAAAGCCGCACCUGGAGAACCCAAACUGCGCCGGGUCGUGACUCGGGCGCCAGUCGACUGCAUGUGUAGGCCUUGCACGGCCGUCGAAGAAAGCGCCGUCAUGCCGCAAGAAAUCGCCCGCUUCCUCGACGACGGAUCCUUCCCUUUCAAACUUUAAAAAAGUAAAAGAAAAAAAAAAAUAGAUAAAUAAUCCAAACAAAAUUUUUUUUUGAAAAGAACGAAAAUACUCUACAUAGUCGUCGUCGCCUAAAAUUCUGGCUUAUUUGUUUAUUGUUUUUUUUUGAGGAUAAUAUCUUUCUAUUU
This is a messenger RNA of Daphnia carinata, 623 nucleotides long. It is a transcript of the gene Burs, whose product is annotated as bursicon-like. The coding region runs from base 1 to 477 and encodes 158 amino acids. The record is from RefSeq and is a predicted model, not a curated record. The transcript has 3 exons. Gene Ontology annotation, molecular function: receptor ligand activity; BMP binding. Lineage: Eukaryota; Metazoa; Arthropoda; Branchiopoda; Diplostraca; Daphniidae. Gene Ontology annotation, biological process: animal organ morphogenesis.